This is a messenger RNA of Lactuca saligna, 540 nucleotides long. Lineage: Eukaryota; Viridiplantae; Streptophyta; Magnoliopsida; Asterales; Asteraceae. The record is from the annotation of a GenBank genome assembly.
AUGAAUGGAAGUAAUUUGUGGCCUGCAACUGAUUACACCCCACCUUUACCUCCUGGUCGUAGAGCUAUGCCUGGGAGACCUUUAACUAAAAGGAAAAGGGAUGCAACAGAAACCCCAAACCAGUCAAGACACAACAAAAGAGCUUGUACUUUAACAAGGCCUCCUAAAACCAAAGCUAAAAGAAAAACAAAACAGGGUGUAGCUGAAGCUCUCAAUGAGGAUGAUGAAGGUAAUCAAUCUAAUGCAGUCAAUGAUGGAGGAGCAGUACAUGAUGGUGGAGAAGCAGUCAAUGAGGUGCAUGUGCAACAAGACUAUGAUGAGGUGGAACUCACUCCUUUGGAGUUUGAUGCAUCAGCUAUUGGAGAACCUAGUCAGGUUCAUGAGCAAGAACAGGAGGCUAGAGAAACACCACUUGCAACCCUGUUGAAGAAAACCAGGAGGAAGAAAUCUGAAAGGAUAAUCAAUUUGAAACUGGGCAAGAAAGUUGGUGGUGCAGAUGCACCUGGGAAUUCAGAAGCUAAACCUGUUACUCUAGAAUAA